Clonostachys rhizophaga is the source of this 1689-nucleotide messenger RNA. The record is from the annotation of a GenBank genome assembly. Lineage: Eukaryota; Fungi; Ascomycota; Sordariomycetes; Hypocreales; Bionectriaceae.
AUGUCUAGAGAUAGAGUACAGCCCAAUUGCUGGGUUGCUCUAAAGCUUCCUAGUGAAGAUUUCAAGAUUCUAGAAAUUGUUCCUAAUAUUACGAUAUCGCUCGGGAAAUAUGGCUCGUUUCCCAGCAAUCUAAUCAUCGAUCGACCGUAUCACUUAACGUACGAGAUCCAAGACAAGCGCGAAGACGAAAACUUUGCACGCCUGCGCGUGGUACCAGCAGCAGAGCUCAACGCCGAUGCAUUGGCCGACACAAGCGCCGAUGCCGAAGAAGGGGACGCCGAAGAGGAGACGAUUAUCAAACCUUCCGACGGUGAAGAACUUACCCUCGUCGACGAGGCUAGCGGCCAGGUUGUUAUCCGAUCUAAGGGAGAGGCAAUCGACGAGUCGGCGCGCCAGACGUUGACGAUACAAGAGAUCGAGGAGCUUAAGAAAAAGGGCACAGCUGCGGGCAAAGAAUUGAUCGCUAAGCUUCUCCUCUCACAUACGGCCAUUGAGGAGAAGACGGCCUAUUCUUUAGCCAAGUACAAGCUACUAAAGACGAAGAAGUACAUCCGCCGAUUUACGGUUCUACCGCUCGACGUACCUCUGCUCGCGCAAUGGAUGCUGGAAGACAAGGACGCUUCUAAGAUUAUGGAGAUGCGCAACGAGUCCAUGGCUCUGGUUGGGUGCUGGGCAGAUGUUCAUUAUGUUGCGCCGCACUUGGAUGACGCUGGAGACGAAUCUGGGGGUCGAUGGCUUGUGAUUGAUGAUACCGGCGGUUUGUUGACAGCUUCCCUUGCUGAACGAAUGGGAAUACUGCAUGAGAACCCCGACGAUGCUGAGCAGGCACAGGAGGAAAUUCCUGAGGUUCAAGCCGAGGCGGGCAGCGAAGAAACGAAAUCAGAGGCUCGACCUGCUAAGCGACGACGACCAGAUGAUCUAGAAUUACCAUUCGCCAAACGCAAUACACUCACCAUUCUACACCACAACACACAACCCAAUCUCUUCCUUCUCCGCUACUUCAACUUUGACAGCACCGAUCCUGACCCUCACCCCCCGUAUCAUCCCUUAUUUUCGAACAUGAUGUCUCUGUCAUGGCUUCAGCUUCUUAACCCCGAGGAGGACAUUACGCUAGCGAGCCCUCCCGAGGAGGUUGAGCCAGAGGUGUUGGCAUCGUGGAAGACCAACCGGAGAGGCAACUAUCAUCGCAAGCGUCGGAGGUGGGCUCGCACACGACACAUUGUCGACUCUACACGUGCGGGGGGGUUCUCUGGCCUGGCCGUGGCCAGCCCGAUGGACCCUGUCUCCAUUCUACGCCAUACUCUGCCUCUACUCGCACCAGGUGCCCCGAUUGCCAUCUACUCGCCGAGCAUCGAGCCAUUAAACUCACUUGUGGAUUGCUUCAGCGUCGGUCGCCGUGCAGCUUGGAUCACCGAGCCUCCCAAGGAGGCCGAGGGGAAAGCCAUCGAAGAACUGGAGCGGUGGGAAGGAAACGACGAAUAUCCCCUGAACCCAACGCUUGUGCUCAACGCCAGCAUUCAGACCAGCCGAGCGAAGCGGUGGCAGGUCUUGCCUGGCAGGACUCACCCCGUGAUGACGGCGAAGGGAGGCGCGGAAGGCUACAUUUUCACAGGUUGGCGAGCCCUGCCCGUCGAAGGUAGAAUCGAAGCCAGAGGCAAGUUCAAGAGAAAGAAGGUGGAUCCGAAAUAG